AUGUCGCAAACCACCACAAGGCUUCUCUGGAAGUCCAUUUCCUCCCCAGGUUCGACGCAAUGCCGGCGAUGCAUUUCCCAAGCCACAUUUCCUAAGCAGACCCGGCCGACUGCUGCUGCGCCGAGCAUGCUUCAAGUGAGACCGUCGCCGGCGCAAAGGAGAACAAAGGCAUACAAGACUGUGGAGGAGGCAAAGAGCAGAUACAGAGCAGGGCCCUUCUCAUGGAAGGCCGGCGUCCUGUUCGUAGGAACCGGUGUCGGUUUGACGUGGUACUUUGAGACCGAGAAGCAGCGAAUGGAGCGCAAGCGCAUUGCAGAGGCCACGAAGGGCAUGGGCCGCCCUAAGGUUGGAGGAGCGUUUGAGUUGACCGACCAGGACGGCAACAAGUUUACCAGCGAGGAUAUGAAGGGUCGUUACGCACUGGUCUACUUUGGCUUCACGCACUGCCCCGACAUCUGCCCCGACGAGCUCGACAAGAUGGCCCAGAUGUACGACCUAGUCGAAAAGCAACGGCCCGGCUCCGUUCUCCCACUCUUCAUCACCUGCGACCCGGAGCGCGACACCCCCAAGGUGGUCAAGGAGUACCUCUCCGAGUUCCAUCCCAAGUUCAUCGGCCUGACGGGCACCUACGACGAGAUCAAGGCCAUGUGCAAGCUGUACCGCGUCUACUUCAGCACGCCCCAGCAUGUCAAGCCGGGCCAGGACUACCUCGUCGACCACAGCAUAUACUUCUACCUGAUGGACCCCGAGGGCGACUUUGUCGAGGCGCUGGGGCGACAGCAUUCGCCGUCCCAGGCGGCUAAGAUUAUCCUCGAUCAUAUGAACGACUGGCAAGGAGGGUGGAAGAAGGACUAG
Molecule: messenger RNA, 855 nt
Organism: Colletotrichum orchidophilum
Lineage: Eukaryota; Fungi; Ascomycota; Sordariomycetes; Glomerellales; Glomerellaceae
Product: SCO1/SenC
Exons: 3
Coding region: 1-855 (284 amino acids)
Biological process (GO): mitochondrial respiratory chain complex IV assembly; intracellular copper ion homeostasis
Cellular component (GO): mitochondrial inner membrane
Molecular function (GO): copper ion binding; copper chaperone activity
Source: RefSeq, a predicted model, not a curated record